GGGGAGGAGGAAGAAGAAUAUAUAUGCGAGAUGGGUUUUCUUCAAAGAGAUUUUGCAACCUAGGUACCGUUGGUUUGAAGAACAUCAACUUACUCCAUCGAUUUUCAUUUCUUCGACUAAAUCUCUAAGUUCUUGUACUUGCUUUUAGCUCCGACAAGAUUUCUGCUACAAUUCUGUGACUGAGCCUCUCAUUAGUUCUUGCUUCCAUUCAGUAUGUCUUGAAUAGCUGCUAGUAUGGACCUAAAUGCAUCUCCACUGCCAGAGGAAGAAGAAGAUUUCUUUGUUUCUCGUAUAGAAGAAGAUGCAGUCCCAGAAGAGCAUAUUCCACAUGUUGAGCGUAUAGAGUCUGGUGCUGAAAUUGCUCGUCGGGAGCGUCAUGAAAGACAACAACGAUUGAAACGGGAACGCGGUGAUGACAGACCAGUGAAACCUUAUCGCGCCCCUGUGCAAGAACAUACACAACAACAGAUUCACAGGACUUAUGACAAAACUAAGCUUCCUCCUGGUUGGUUAGAUUGUCCUUCAGCUGGUCAGGACAUAGGCGGCAUCAUUCCUUCUAAAGUUCCGCUUAGUGAUGAUUUCAAUGAACUUAUAGCUCCUGGUAAAAGAUAUUCCUUCAAACAAGUGAUUAAUCAGCAACGAAAUCAGGGAAGAAAACUUGGUUUGGUGAUUGAUCUCACAAAUACGACUCGCUAUUACCAAACGUCGGAUUUGAGAAAGGAUGCCAUCAAGCAUGUAAAGAUUCAAUGCAGGGGUCGAGACUCUGUCCCAGAAAAUGAGGCGGUAAAUGUAUUUGUCUAUGAGGUCUUACAGUUCCUUACUCGUCAAAAGUCCUCAAACCCAAAGAAAUAUAUCCUUGUUCAUUGUACUCAUGGACAUAACAGAACUGGUUACAUGAUCGUCCAUUAUCUUAUGCGGACAGUACCGAUGUCUGUUUCCCAGGCCAUAAAAAUAUUUGCUGAUGCACGCCCACCUGGAAUUUACAAACCAGAUUAUAUUGAUGCCUUGUACACUUUUUAUCAUGAAAAAAGACCCGAAAUGGUUGUUUGUCCACCAACACCAGAGUGGAAGAGAUCUUCAGAGUUAGAUCUCAAUGGUGAUGCUGUGCCUGAUGAUGAUGAUGAUGGGACCUCUGCUGUUCCAGUACUGGAAAAUAACGAAUCUAAUGUACUGAUGACGAAUGAUGAUGUUUUGGGAGAUAGCAUUCCAUAUGACCAGCAAGAGGUAUUUAGGCAAUUUUGCUACCAAGCAAUGAAGUUAAAAGCGGGGCCAAAGGGAACUGCUCAAUUUCCAGGAUCACAUCCAGUCUCACUUAACAGUGAAAAUCUACAGUUGCUAAGGCAGCGUUAUUAUUAUGCAACAUGGAAAGCGGAUGGAACACGAUAUAUGAUGCUUAUUACUUUGGAUGGAUGUUACUUAGUUGAUAGGGAUUUUAAUUUUCGGAGGGUCCAGAUGAGGUUUCCGUGCAGAAGCUCUGGUGACGCUAUUGCGGAGAGAUUUCACCAUUUUACAUUACUUGAUGGUGAGAUGAUCAUUGAUACGUUGCCAGACUCACAGAAACAGGAGAGAAGAUACUUGAUCUAUGAUCUCAUGGCAAUUAACCAUGUCUCUGUCAUUGAGCGACCUUUUCAUGAGCGUUGGAAAAUGCUAGAGAAAGAGGUUAUCGAACCUCGGAACUAUGAACGUCAGAAUAUUCAUAUUAAAAAUCCAAAUUAUAGAUAUGACAUGGAGCCAUUCAGAGUAAGAAGAAAGGCCUUCUGGUUGCUCUCCACUGUUACCAAACUGCUGGAUGGAUUCAUUCCAAAGCUAUCACAUGAUGCAGAUGGUCUCGUCUUCCAGGGUUGGGACGAUCCUUACAUACCUCGUACUCAUGAAGGCCUUCUCAAAUGGAAGUACGCAAAUAUGAAUUCGGUCGACUAUCUCUUCGAGAUGGUUGACGGUCGACAACUGUUAUAUGUGUUCGAGCGGGGAAAAAAAAAAUUGAUGGAAGGAAGUAGAGUUGUUUUUAGUGAGGGGUCAGAUCCAGCCUCUUAUGCUGGAAAGAUUAUUGAGUGUUCGUGGGACGGAGAUGAAAAUGUGUGGGUGUGCAUGCGAAUUCGAACCGAUAAAUCUACUCCAAAUGAUAUUGGGACAUACAGAAAGGUAAUGCGAAGCAUAAAGGACAAUAUAACGGAGGAAGUGUUGUUGAAAGAGAUCGAGGAGAUUAUCCGAUUACCCAUGUAUGCCGAUAGAAUAAGGAAUGAUAGUAAGGCUCAUCAGCACUCGAGUUCAGCUCGACGAAAAUGAGAAGUUGGCAACUCUUCUUCUUUUGUAGGUGUGAAAAUGGUGUCUGCUAUUAUUAUUGUUAUUAGUGACUAUGAAAAGAUGAUGAAGAGAUGUAUUUGAAUCUCAUCAACCAACCAAGGGUAAAUUUACAAUUAGUUAUAUUUGAUAUUUUAUAUGAAUUGAUUAACUAUGUAUAUCAGUUUUUGUGUUUUAUUAGCUAUUCAUUUCUCUAUCAAAGUUAUUAUUUAAUUAUG
This is a messenger RNA of Impatiens glandulifera, 2519 nucleotides long. Its product is annotated as mRNA-capping enzyme-like. The record is from RefSeq and is a predicted model, not a curated record. Gene Ontology annotation, biological process: DNA recombination; protein dephosphorylation; DNA repair. The transcript is spliced from 18 exons. The coding region runs from base 235 to 2286 and encodes 683 amino acids. NCBI's taxonomy places the organism in Eukaryota, Viridiplantae, Streptophyta, Magnoliopsida, Ericales, Balsaminaceae. Gene Ontology annotation, molecular function: ATP binding; mRNA 5'-triphosphate monophosphatase activity; protein tyrosine/serine/threonine phosphatase activity.